CUCUCUCUCUCUCUCUCUCUCUCUCUCUCACGCGCGCACACACACACACACAGCAUAUAUAGCUCAUGACAACCCUGAUUAUAUGAACAGAGAGAGAGAGAGAGAGAGAGAGAGAGAGAGGUGUAAAGUUGUUGAAGACAUAUAGAUAGAUUGAAUUGAUUUGAAGAAUUUAGAAUAGAUAUGGAGAGGGGAUGGAGAGGGUUGUAUAUUUCUGCAUCAUCAGUUGCAGGAAUGGGGUUGAUGAUGAUGAUGAUGAUGAUGAUGGGGAGGGGAGAUGGACAGAGAUUAAUGGAGAACUUCUACAGCUCAAGCUGUCCAAACGUAGAACUGAUCGUCCGGCAGACAGUGUCCACCAAGUUUUCCCAGACCUUCACCACCGUUCCAGCCACCCUCCGCCUCUUCUUCCACGACUGCUUUAUUCAGGGAUGUGAUGCCUCAAUUCUGAUUGCAUCACCGAAUGGGGAUGCAGAGAAGGAUGCCACAGAAAAUCUCUCACUUGCUGGAGAUGGGUUUGAUACGGUAACCAAGGCAAAGCAAGCAGUGGAGGCAGUAUGCCCUGGCGUAGUCUCCUGUGCUGAUAUUAUGGCCAUUGCUGCCAGAGAUGUUAUAGGCCUGGGAGGUGGCCCUUCAUUUAGUGUGGAAUUGGGACGCCGCGAUGGCCUGAUCUCCCAGGCAUCUCAGGUGGCUGCAAAUCUGCCAAAACCCUCCUUUGAUCUUGGCCAGCUCAAUGCCUUAUUUGCCAAGAAAAAUCUUAGCCAAAUAGACAUGAUCGCCCUGUCUGGGGCACACACAGUGGGCUUCUCCCACUGCAACGUCUUUGCAAACCGACUGUACUCUUUCUCCUCCUCCGCUCAAGUUGAUCCUUCUCUGGAUCCAAAGUAUGCCCAGCAGCUAAUCUCCGCCUGUCCCCAGAACGUAGAUCCCAGCAUAGCCAUCGACAUGGAUCCCAUAACCCCGCGAACUUUUGACAACGUAUACUACCAAAAUCUGGUUGCCGGGCAAGGCUUGUUCACUUCGGAUGAGGUGCUCUUCACCAAUCCAGCAUCUCAGCCUACAGUUCGCGACUUCGCCAGCAACCCAGGUGACUUCAACGGAGCAUUCAUCACAGCAAUGAGGAAGCUUGGGAGGGUCGGUGUCAAAACAGGUAGCCAAGGGGAGAUUCGGAAAGAUUGCAGCACCUUCAAUUCAUAAAUCCAGCAAAAGAUUAAUUCUGCAAAUCAGCAUUAUUAUGAAAUAACAUUCUCCAAGAGAUUCUUCAGAGCCAUGCAAAUUGUAGUUAUCCGCAAUCCAAGUGCAUACUCUGUGUGUGCGCGCGCGCGCUUUUAUAUAUAUACACUGCAUUGGUGCAUUUACAUGUC
Malania oleifera is the source of this 1358-nucleotide messenger RNA. Its product is annotated as peroxidase 55. NCBI's taxonomy places the organism in Eukaryota, Viridiplantae, Streptophyta, Magnoliopsida, Santalales, Ximeniaceae. The record is from RefSeq and is a predicted model, not a curated record. Gene Ontology annotation, molecular function: peroxidase activity; heme binding. The transcript has 3 exons. The coding region runs from base 181 to 1191 and encodes 336 amino acids. Gene Ontology annotation, biological process: response to oxidative stress; hydrogen peroxide catabolic process.